This is a messenger RNA of Dreissena polymorpha, 1266 nucleotides long. RefSeq names its product ADP-ribosylation factor-like protein 1. Bases 141 to 683 code for a protein of 180 amino acids. Gene Ontology annotation, biological process: intracellular protein transport; vesicle-mediated transport. NCBI's taxonomy places the organism in Eukaryota, Metazoa, Mollusca, Bivalvia, Myida, Dreissenidae. The transcript is spliced from 6 exons. Gene Ontology annotation, molecular function: GTP binding; GTPase activity. Gene Ontology annotation, cellular component: cytoplasm; Golgi apparatus. The record is from RefSeq and is a predicted model, not a curated record.
CGUGUUUGUAACCGAUUGUCGUGAAUAUGAAUGCGUACGAAAAUUCGGCUUUACCGAAACAAAAUUAGGCAUGCGCACACGCAUAUUACACGUUGGAAUCUGUCUACAACAACAACACACAAAACAAUAAAAAUAUCAGAAUGGGUGGUUUAUUAAGUUACUUCUCAGGCCUGUUUGGAAGCAAGGAGAGAAGGAUUCUUAUACUGGGUUUAGAUGGAGCAGGAAAGACAACCAUCCUGUAUCGUCUGCAGGUGGGAGAGGUGGUCACAACAAUACCAACCAUCGGAUUUAAUGUAGAAACAGUGCAGUAUAAAAACCUGAAGUUCCAGGUAUGGGACCUGGGAGGACAAACAAGCAUCAGACCUUACUGGCGGUGCUAUUACUCCAACACAGAUGCCAUAAUCUAUGUAGUGGACAGCAUGGAUAGGGACAGAAUUGGCAUUUCUAAACAGGAACUUUUCUCCAUGCUGGAGGAGGAUGAGCUGAAGAAGGCUGUGCUGGUUGUGUUCGCCAACAAGCAGGAUAUAGAGGGCGCCAUGACUGUGUCUGAGGUGGCUAACGCCCUUGGGCUCACCAAUAUCAAGACCAACAAGUACCAGAUCUUCAAGACAUCCGCUAUCAAGGGUACUGGCUUGGAUGAGGCCAUGGAAUGGUUGUCGAACACACUGACCCAAGCAAAGUGAACGCAAAUAUAGAACUUGAUGAAUAAUACUCAAAGAGUUGCAGACCUUGAGUUUUAACCAUUGGAGAAAUCCUCUACUUGUCUUUUUAUGAAGGGAGAUGAUUGUUAUGUGAUUUAUUUGAUUUGAAAAAAAGGGGUUAGACAUAAGAUUUUUCAUGGAAGGUAAAAAAAUACGUUUUUCAUAUUCAUAUACUUCUUCUUUCUUAUGUGUUUGAGUUGUUUUUAUACUCGUUUGUGCAAUUUUAUAAACUAUGAUGACAUUUUCUUGUUUCAUUGUAAUUAACGUCAUCAAUAAAAAAAACAGUGCUGAUACAUAAACUUGUAUUGAAUGCAUGAAUAUUUAUAAUUAAAUAUGUUUUAUGUUUAUGAUAAAGAGAAUUAUAUUUAUGAUAAAGAGAAAGAACAAAAUUACCAUUACUUGUAAAAUGAAAAAAUGUGUAUGUUUGACUCUCAUGUGACAAUUAUCUAUGUAAAUACGUUCACAUUUUCAAAAGUCUAAAUGAUCUUGUUAUGUCAUUGUUGAAAUUGUUUGAUGCAUCUGAUUGUAAUAUUUAUUUAUGGAUCAAUAAAACUAAAUACAACCA